Messenger RNA from Raphanus sativus (radish), 1238 nucleotides. RefSeq names its product NAC domain-containing protein 92. Gene Ontology annotation, biological process: regulation of DNA-templated transcription. The transcript is spliced from 3 exons. Gene Ontology annotation, molecular function: DNA binding. NCBI's taxonomy places the organism in Eukaryota, Viridiplantae, Streptophyta, Magnoliopsida, Brassicales, Brassicaceae. The coding region runs from base 229 to 1131 and encodes 300 amino acids. The record is from RefSeq and is a predicted model, not a curated record.
UUUAAAAGAACCUGAUACACAAAAAAAUUGACCAAUUAUUGGUCAAUAUUAACAAUAAUUAUAUUAUUUUCUUACUCUCUAAUUCUCUGAUGGCAAACUAGUAUAUAGAGACGAGCUUCGUUGCUCAAAUCAUUUCCUCUCUCUCUUCAAAACCUCUCUCUCUCUCUCUCUUCAAAACCCCUUUUAUUCACUCUUCAGAAACCCUUUUCUCUUUUCUCUUCGCUUUACAUGACUUUGAUUGUUUCUCAGAAACUUUAUCAGGAUAAAAUGGAUUACGAUGCAUCAAGAAUCGGUGAGAUAGUAGAAGAUGAAGAGCAAAUUGAUCUGCCACCUGGCUUCAGAUUUCACCCUACUGAUGAAGAACUCAUAACUCACUAUCUCAAACCAAAGGUCUUCAACACUUUCUUCUCUGCCACCGCGAUUGGCGAAGUUGAUCUCAACAAGAUCGAGCCUUGGGAGUUACCAAGGAAAGCUAAGAUAGGGGAGAAAGAAUGGUAUUUCUUUUGUGUGCGAGACCGGAAAUACCCAACCGGUUUAAGGACAAACCGGGCAACUGAAGCCGGUUACUGGAAAGCCACGGGCAAAGAUAAAGGUAUUUUCAAGGGGAAAUCACUUGUGGGUAUGAAGAAGACUCUGGUUUUCUACAAAGGAAGAGCCCCUAAAGGAGUAAGAACCAACUGGGUUAUGCAUGAAUAUCGAUUAGAAGGCAUAUAUUCUAUCCAACAUCGUACCCAAACAGCUAAGAACGAUUGGGUUAUUUGCCGUGUUUUCCAUAAACGUGCCGAUGGUACAAAGGUUGAUAAGUCCCAUUUAAUGUUGCUUGAUUCACACAUUAACCGGAUUGAACCGAUCGGAUUACCUUCGUUGAUGGAUUGUUCUCAACACGAUUCCUUCCCUGGUUCGUCUACUCACGUGACCUGCUUCUCCGACCAAGAAACCGAAGACAAGAGACUCAUUCAUCACGAGUCCGAAGACGGUUCUGGUCCUCUGUUUUACCCUGAUCCUCUGUUUCUGCAAGACAAUGAUUCGCCAAUGAAACUGUUGCUUAACAGUCACGAAACCCAGUUCCCCGGUACUGACCCCUCUGGUUUAGCCGGUAUGGGAGAAUUGUGUUGCUUUUGGAAUUUCUGAGGUGUAAUAUAUGUUGUAGACUUGUAAUUCAUGUGUUUAUGUGAGUUAUGAAGAUUCUUGUUACAUUUUUUGUUUAAAAAAAAAGAAGAAGUCAAUUUCUUUUGCGA